Molecule: messenger RNA, 1277 nt
Organism: Dentiscutata heterogama
Lineage: Eukaryota; Fungi; Glomeromycota; Glomeromycetes; Diversisporales; Gigasporaceae
Source: the annotation of a GenBank genome assembly
AAUACAAGUGAUAGAUCCACUACCAGAUCCUGAUGUGGUGAAAUCGAAAAGCACAAAAACCAAUCGUCCCAAACGAAAAGAGCCGGGCAUGUCAUAUUGUGUACCAGCUUCAUCAUCGUUUAUUUCAAACGAUGAUACGUCAGGUGUUCCACUUAGGAAGAGAGUUGUUCAUCUAAUUGCAGCCACCGAAUUAACUCCUGAUCUAUUAAACACCGAUCAGAUUGUAAAGAAAGUUAAAGAUAAUAAAGAAAAUGUGCAAAAAGUAUUGGAUGAGGUUGCGGAAUUGACAAAAAAGGGAACUUGGAAGCUUACGAAUAACGCCUGGUUGAUGCUUGAACCAUACACUUGGUUUAGUUAUGGGCAAAAAGUGGUUAGUGGUGUUGUUCAAAAAAUGAACGAAGUCGCAGACGAAAUGGGUUUAUCUCCAGAUGCGCCUCAACGGCCUCGUCCACCCAAGCACACACUCCCCCCCAAUCAUUCUACGAAUAUUGAUGUUGGAGAGUCUUCAUCUAGAAAACGUCUCAAAAUUGGGUCAGGAUCAUAUUCAGAAAUUCAGCAAAGCAACGAUGUUUUGCUUCCUGGAACUAUUAGGGGUGCCAAAACUACUCGAGGUGGGAAAAGUACAAAGGGACGGGGCGCUAAAACUCUGACUAGUUUACAAAAACAUGAUGAUGAUAUAGAAUAUGAUGCUAAAAGUGUUCUAUCAACUCGAGGUGCCAAAUCUAUUCGAGGUCGUGGUAACAAGACAACAGCAACUACAACCGCUUCCAUAACAGCUGAACCAACUACAGGUCAUUCAAAUCAAACGACUACUCGAGCCAAAAGAGGAAGGCCACUUGGCUCGAAAACUUCUAAUAAGACUUCAACUUUAAAAGGCACAAUAGCAUUAUCAAAUAUUGAACCAUCUAAGCAAGAAAAGCAAGAAACUACUGAGGUCAAUGGUCAUACGUUAGUAAAUGGCAUUAAUAACGAAAUCAAACAAAGUAAAUACCGAGUCAAUACUUUAACUGAAUUUCGAGAUCUCAUUGACGAGUUUAAUGCUAAGCAAGAUGAAUAUAAUGAGAUAAACUUGAAGUUAACAAACUGGAUCCCAUUGUAUGAAGAAUUGUAUCCUAGUCUCCGCAGUGCCAGGCAAUCCCGUGAAAAACCUAUUAUAAAUAGGAUUAUGGAAACGUUCGGGAAUGGGAGUGAAGUCUUCAAUUUAGUUGAGCGGUUUAAUGCUCUUGAAGAAGAGUUGUAUCAAAUUUCAGCUGAGGCUUGGCGAGCAGCAAAAGAAG